UUACAUUGAUUUUCAGGGUAAAUUUUAAGAGGAAAUUAUCCCCGUGUGGAGUUCAGAAACGUAUUUUCGAUUUUUCCAUCCCUUUUCGGCCAUUUGAGUCAACGCAGUUUUCUAUAACUUUACGAGUAAAUUCACUAGAAAUAAAAAUUCUUAUAUAAUUUGUGAUUGCUUCGGUGAAACGACUUUGGAUUUGUUUACAAGUCUCCGAACAUUAGCGCGGACAAUCUGUAAAAGUUUUGUUGAAUUCAAUAUUUCCAAAACAGGUACUAAACAUCCUUAAAACGUGGCACCAUCGAAGUGUGAGACUGACGAAUUGUUUCCCUGCUCGAAGGUCGAGAACAGUCACGCACUUGAAAUGGAAUGAUCCUUUUAAGAAACGCUCGUUUCAAGAACCUGAUAAAUAAUUCGAAAUGACGGAAAUAAAAAAAGAACGUUAAAAAUAUCGGAGUUACGUGACAAUUUAUAUGAUUAUUGACGACGUAAUUAACAGUUCUCGCGUUGGAAAUACGCAUAAGCGUCGCUUCAUUAUUCAGUACCGCACAUAAUCCAUUAUUAUUUGGCUUAGCCAUCAAUUAUGCACCAAGGCCAUACUCACCUGUAUCUCGAUAAACAGAUGCUGUUUACCGGCGCGUUGUUAAAGACCCAAUCGCGAUUAAGUGGCAAAGUUGAAUCUUUUAUUCCUUGGACGCGAAUUUAUCGUUUACUAUCGGCUACUUUUAACUAUGACCGAGCACCGGAACUACGAAUAUUUCCGGCACAGUAAAUAUUCGCGUCGAGCAGGAUGCGAUAUUUACGUAUCGCUGAGCUCGAGUAGCAGCCUGCGAUACGAUCGACGUGGUUUGCGUUCGCCACAACCCGCAAUCAAGACGAGUUGUCAAAGAAUUUAGUUCAAUCAGAGAAGUUGAGCGGCGCACAGCUCGGCUAUAACAAUAAGGAUUACACUUGACGACGCAAAAUGGAGACGUCACUCGUGAUUCCCGGCGAGGAAGGUCUCUCGAGGUGUCGCGAAGAUGUCGAACGCGGCGGCGUUCGGUAUCUCUGAAGGGGAGAUGCACUUUGCCAAGAUGCACGAGUGAUACAGGACAGGCUCCGACAAAAUGUUGAUCAAGGAGUAUCGCAUACCGUUGCCUCUCACGGUAGAGGAGUAUCGAAUCGCCCAGCUGUACAUGAUAGCGGUAAUUAUCGCGAUUAACCGGCCGCAUCGCGAGAAAGGAGAGUGGCGAUUUAAGAAAAAAUCUCGGGAGGAGAGCAAGGGUGCCGGUAGCGGCGUGGAGAUAAUCGAGAACGAGCCGUACAGCAACGGUCCGGGAGGUAACGGGCAGUAUACACACAAAAUCUAUCACGUGGGCAGCCACCUGCCGAGCUGGUUCAAGAGCCUCCUGCCGAAAUCGGCGCUGAUCGUCAAGGAGGAGGCAUGGAACGCCUAUCCGUACACCAAGACCCGCUACACGUGCCCGUUCAUGGAGAAGUUCUCCGUCGAGAUCGAAACCUACUACUUCCCGGACGAUGGCCACCAAGAGAACGUCUUCAAUCUCAGCGGCAGUGAUUACAGGAACAGGAUCGUGGACCUGAUCGACAUUGUCAAGGAUCAGCCGUACGGGGCGGACUACGUGAAGGAGGAGGACCCUAAGCUGUACGUGUCGGAGAGGACCGGAAGAGGCCCGCUGGAGGACACGUGGCUGGAGGAUUAUUGGGCCGAUGUGGAAGGAAAGCAACAGCCAACGCCGUCGGGAAAGUCACUAAUGUGCGCGUACAAGCUAUGCCGAGUAGAGUUCCGUUAUUGGGGCAUGCAAACGAAAUUAGAAAAAUUCAUACAGGACGUAGCUCUGCGGAAGACGAUGGUGCGGGCGCACAGGCAGGCCUGGGCCUGGCAGGACGAGUGGAACGGUCUGACGAUGGCAGACAUCAGGGAGAUCGAGCGGCAGACGCAAUUGGCCCUGCAGCGAAAGAUGGGCCUGAGCGACUCGGAGGACGAGCUCGAGGACGAGAAACGGAAGGCGAGCGCGACGGCAACGACGGCGAUCACGACGACGACGGCGACGCCGGCGAAGAUGACGUCGGAGGAAUCGGCGGUAGCCAAGACGCUGGCGGCCACCCUGGGCAGCAUCGAGAAGAACGAGGAGGCGCAGAGUCCGCCGUCCGUCAGGAAGCCGUCCGACAUUCCCAUCAUCAACACGGCGGCCAGCUCCGAGGGUGAGAUCAGCCCCGAGGAGCCGAUCGACCUGGAUGAGAUCAAAAAUGCGGCCGCCGCGAAGGCCAAGAAAGAGUGGAUGAAAAAGAACUUGCACUCGCCGAGUUUGAACCAGAGCUUCGACAUCCAGAUCGCGAACUGGAGGAUGGAGAGCAUCGUCAGGGAGUCCGAAUCCGGCAGCGACGACGAAUUCUUCGAUUGCCAGGCUGGGUUCAUUAUACCUGUUAUACGCAAAGAGGACUUUGAAGAUACCUCUUCAUUAGCUAAAUGGAGUUCUUUGGAUCUUCUAGCAGAAGGGGAGGAUACGACUGUGCGGACACCAUCUGCUACAAACGAGCCAGACGAUACAAUAUUUUCGCCUUCGUAUCUGCAACGCAUCACCAGUGAACGAAGCAGCAAGAGAUUGCAGAUUACCACGUCGGCCAGCAUUGACAUGUCGUGUCCAGCAUCCCCUCAACAUUCUCCUACGCAUCACCCGUGCAAAAUUACUGUUUUAAUUAUUGUGGUACAUGGCGGCAGUGUUUUAGACGCGAAUGUCGAUUUAACGGCGAAAAAAUCAGACAUAACGACAUUCCGUGGAGCUUUCGAAUCCGUCAUGAGACAGCAUUAUUCUAGCAUGGUCGGUCACGUAUCUGUUAAAUUCGUCGCCUGCCCUUCUAUUUGCACCGAAGGCCUGGGAAUUUUGUCAAGCCUGAGUCCAUACAGCUUCGACAUGUCGCCUUCGUGCAUGGAUGCUCCGCAAGUGACGCACGACACUAUCCCGAUCGGUGCGAUUCCGCUGUUAGCGAGCUCGAGUUCCGAAUAUCAAGACACAGUGUCGCGCGUGGUGAUGAGUGCCAACCAAGUGUAUCAUGACUUCAUCAAGAGCGAUGAGGGUAAAGGUUUCAGCGGGCAGAUUUGCUUUGUGGGUGAUUCAGUGGGGUCGAUUCUGACCUAUGACGCCCUGUGCAAGGCGACGCAGCACUCGAGACACAGUAGCGAGAACAGCAUUCUAGAAGGUAGCGGUCAGCAGGGUAACGAUAACGGUGGGAACGAAGAUGGCAAGCAUUUGUCCGCGCCAUCUCCCAGAAGAAGGUCUUCCGGUACGAGUGACAACAAGCUGGACUUUGAAGUGGGUGACUUUUUUAUGUUCGGUAGUCCGCUUGCUUUAGUCCUCGCUUACAGAAAGAUUGCCGCGUCUAGCGACAGGAAUAGUUUUAUACCUAGGCCGUUAGUCAACCAAGUGUACAAUCUGUUUCAUCCGACGGAUCCCGUGGUCGCGAGAUUGGAACCGUUGAUCUCAGCGAGGUUUUCGUUGAUCGCGCCGGUCAAUAUUGCCCAAUAUCAAAAGUAUCCGCUCGGCAAUGGCCAGCCUUAUCACUUGCUGGAGACUAUCCAGACCAAUCCGCAACUGUUUGCUGACGGAUUGAAUGUUCCCAAUCUUCAAAUGUCGCAUUUAAGAAGAUUAUCCGAUAUAUCACUUCAAAGUACAAUGUCAGGCAUUAUCGACAAUGUUCCUUUACAGGCAGUGUCUGCCCUGAUGCAAAAGUGGUGGGGCACCAAAAGACUAGACUAUGCGCUCUAUUGUCCAGAGGGUCUCGCUAAUUUUCCUACAAAUGCCUUGCCGCAUCUCUUCCACGCUAGUUAUUGGGAGUCUUCGGACGUGAUUGCGUUCAUUUUGAGACAAUUGGGCAGAUUCGAUUUGCCAUUGCUCGGCAACGAAGAAAAAGAUCUCACUUGCUUCCGUCCAGGUCAACCCAGAGAAAAAUGGAAUAAAAAACGUACCUCCGUUAAACUUAAGAAUGUUGCUGCCAAUCACAGAGCGAAUGAUGUCAUCGUGAGGGAAGGUGCACCACAAGUAUUAGUCGCUAGGUUUAUGUACAGUCCUAUUGAUAUGAUAACUUUAACAGGUGAGAAAGUUGAUAUCCAUAUUAUGAAAAACGCACCGGCAGGCGAGUGGACGUACCUUUCUACUGAGGUAACUGACAAGAAUGGUAGAAUAAUUUACAAAAUACCAGAUGACAAAGUGCUAGGUUACGGACUUUUUCCAGUAAAGAUGGUUGUAAGGGGAGAUCAUACAUCUGUAGAUUUUUUCAUGGCUGUGAUACCGCCGAGAACUGAGUGUGUGGUUUUUAGUAUAGACGGUUCUUUUGCCGCUAGUAGGUCGGUGAGUGGUAAAGAUCCGAAAGUCUGGGCUGGUGCUGUCGAUGUUGUGAGGCAUUGGCAGGAACUGGGUUACCUCAUCAUUUAUAUUACCGCGAGACCCGAUAUGCAACAGCAGACAGUAGUUUCCUGGCUGUCGCAACAUAAUUUUCCUCAUGGUCUCGUCUCAUUUGCCGACGGCCUGUCCAGAGAUCCGCUCGCCCACAAGGCUGCCUACUUGAAUAAGCUUGUGAAGGAGCACGGUAUGAUAAUCCAUCAGGCGUACGGCAGCGAGAAGGACAUUAACGUGUAUACGGCGAUAAGCCUGAAACCGAGCCAGAUCUUCAUAAUCGGCAAAGUAUCGAAGAAGCAUCAAGCUAUGGCGACAAUACUGUACGACGGGUAUGCCGCUCAUUUGAGCACGUUGCAGGCACACGGGGGUUCGCGGCCUGCUCAAGGUAACGCGCGCAUGGUAAUUCCCAGAGGUCAAUUCGGCUUACCAGGACAGAAUACUUCUCUGCGUCGACGAAGCUCUUUUAGGACGGCGAAGCGUGCGAUCUCGCAGCCACCCUUAGGCAAGACAUCCUUUCCGUUGGAACGAUCAACGAGCGUGGGCCCAUCCGUCACGCCUACAUCAUCGGCAUCUGCCAGCGUUCAUCAAUCAGCAACAACCGAGAAACUCUGACGAUUUGCGCGCUGCCGCUCGUUUUUCGAAUCGCGGCGGUAGCUCGUAAAGGAAGGACACGAUUCUUGGUUCCGUAUAUCCGGUAGUUUCUUUAUUCCGUAGAUCAUUAUAUUUUACGAUGAUCGUAAUAGAUUUUUACGCCGUGCGAUUCAUGAUUCACAAAGGUUUCUCGCAAAUAUCUCAUAUUAUAGAUCUUUUACUGUUCAGUAGAUAACGUACAUAGGUGUUGUUGCCUCUAAUUUCGUUGUACCUCAUAUUGUAAAUCUCCUUGAUCUAUUUUCGCAGAUUUAUAUGUAUUUAUAGAUAGGUAUUAUAGACACUCUAGCCUUCUCGAUCUUGAAUAUUUUUAGUUCGACACGCGGAGUGCUAGUUUUUAAUGAUCUUUGGAAGCACCUCAUGUUUAUUCGUUUUACUAUGUAUAUUAAGUCCCAAAAAUUCGAGCCUUAGUUCAAAAUUAUUGAGACUUGGGAGUUGACAAUUAAAUGAAGAAAUUAGUGUAUAUGACCGUGGGCGAGUGAACAAGCGUAAAUUAUCUCUCUGAACAUUUUCUAUCUGAUUCGAUUGUUUACUUACAGUUAUUAUCUUCAGUCUGUACAUCUGUACAUUUUGAUUAAAAUACACAUUAUAAAUUAAAAUAAUUAGACAAAAUUCUAGCAAAAAUAGCGACUAAUGUCGUUUACGAUUGUGAAUGGAACAUUUAGUUAAUUAUAAGGAUACGAAUAAUAGAUUUUUUAUAAUGUAUAUUUCAACCAAAGAGUAAAGAUGAUCAAAAUGAUAGAAA
Vollenhovia emeryi is the source of this 5778-nucleotide messenger RNA. RefSeq names its product protein retinal degeneration B (gene rdgB). Gene Ontology annotation, biological process: phospholipid transport. The record is from RefSeq and is a predicted model, not a curated record. The transcript has 21 exons. Gene Ontology annotation, cellular component: cytoplasm. Gene Ontology annotation, molecular function: metal ion binding; phosphatidylcholine binding; phosphatidylinositol transfer activity. NCBI's taxonomy places the organism in Eukaryota, Metazoa, Arthropoda, Insecta, Hymenoptera, Formicidae. Bases 1098 to 4997 code for a protein of 1299 amino acids.